Molecule: messenger RNA, 354 nt
Organism: Camellia sinensis
Lineage: Eukaryota; Viridiplantae; Streptophyta; Magnoliopsida; Ericales; Theaceae
Source: RefSeq, a predicted model, not a curated record
AUGGCCCUUGCCAAAAAACUCAACAUCCCAGAUGACUCGCCGUUGCGCAAGGCUAAAGCUAUUCCUCUCCCAUUUCCUCCUCUUUCACCUCCAAGUCAGGCUGAAGAAAAAUCUGAGUCUGAGUCUGAUGCCGAAGAUGAGGAUAAGGAUGACGGUGAUGCUCUAGAUGAGGAGGUUAUUAAGGAGGCAACUCCUGAACAAGCAUCAUCCGACGUUCCUCUAGUCAAAAAAAAUCUUGAUGAAAUGCUCGCAGAGAUUGACGCCGAGAUUGAAGCAGAAAAGAUUGCCGAAGAGGUUCCACCAGAAUCUUCCGAGGUCCCAGCGCCUCCAGCUGUUAAUGCUGAAGAAUCCUGA